GACAUCAGCUGUCUGUCGUGGCCGCGCGCGCGUGACAUUUCUUCGCUCGUCGCGUCAUGUGCGAGGUGAAAGACGCGUUACCGACGUUGUGCGGUUACAUCAAUUCGUUGAUAAACGUGAGUUUAACGCCCGAGCACCUGAAACUGGCCAAGUAUAACGCCCCGGACGAAAACGCCGCCGAGGCGCUGUGGAGCACGCUGCGCAUUCUGAGCUGUCACGCCGCGAGGGAAAAACGAGGCGACAUCGAUUUCGGAAAUUAUGACGCGCCAUCGGCGGUGAAGCUGCAUCUCGCGUUCUUGCAAUACCCGGUGAUCGAGUUUUACAGUUUAUCGCAAGACGGCGAACAUAACAGGGACGCGUUGAUAGCCUUAGCUUGGUUAAUGGGAACACAGGAUGUCCUCACUUCCGUCCUUCGAGCGAAAUUAGCCGAUAGCAUUCUAGGUGCCGAAUGCUCACACAUAGAUCCACCAUCAGAAUCUCCGUCGUUAAUUACCGUACCGCACGACGGGCCGUUAUCAAUGAACGCUCAGCUCGACAGUGUCCUGCACCUGAACGCCGCGGUAAAUCUAAAUCUGCGGGAGAUCGACGAGCUGGCCCGCGAGCGGGCGAAAUUGGUGUCCAAGGUGCACGCGGCGAGCCUCGGCGUGAGCGGUCUGCCGCAUCUGAGCGUGUCCGAAUUGGCGUUGACCAAACGCCUCGCAAGGUCGCGCGUCCUCGAGGACGGGGGAGGCGGCGGCGACGGUUCCGAGAAGGAUCGGCGACAGCUGCGGGAGUUUCGCGAGGUCGGGAUCCUGCUCGACGCGCGCGUCAAGUGGCUGCGGAAGCGGCACGUGUUCUUCGACUGGAUGGCUACGGUGAUGCAGGAGCACAGGAGAUCCACGGAAUCGAAUCCGAGAGCGAUCUGCGCGCGGGAACUCGCCGCGUUCUGCUCGCUGUUACGUCGCGUAAUUAGGGACAAACUCCGAGGUCUUACGUCUCACGAGGAGACGCCGCCGGUGGACGGCCGUGGCGGUGGUCCCGGAAACACGGCCUUGAAUUGCCCGUCCCGCGCGCACAGAAGCCAGUGUAACGACGCGGAGGCGCGCAGCUGGUUGGACGAUUUGAACGGGCGCCAGGAAAGCGAGGAGGAAAAUUUUCAACAAAACAACAAGCGACUGGCCGACGAGUUGACGGGAAUGUUGCAGUUGAUACCGUCUGUCGUUCACGUUUGACCGACACGCACCGUCGUGUCUUUCUUAUAUUAUAGAUGGAUUUUAUAUUAUAUACAUCGCGUAAAAAAGAAUCAUUUAUUAUUAUACAGUAAACAUAUCAUUAUCUAUUAUCAUUUCGAUAUAAAAAAAAA
Messenger RNA from Wasmannia auropunctata (little fire ant), 1342 nucleotides. RefSeq lists its product as uncharacterized. The transcript is spliced from 5 exons. NCBI's taxonomy places the organism in Eukaryota, Metazoa, Arthropoda, Insecta, Hymenoptera, Formicidae. Bases 57 to 1211 code for a protein of 384 amino acids. The record is from RefSeq and is a predicted model, not a curated record.